CAGCGCCCAGCCUCGCUCUUCCACGUCCUGGUGCUGGCCCUGGUGGUCACCGACCUGCUGGGCACCUGCUCCGUCAGCCCCUUCGUCCUGGCGUCCUACCACCACAACAGCACGCUCAACGCCUUGGCCCGAGGAGGGCAAAUCUGCGCCUACUUCGGCUUUGCCAUGAGUUUCUUCGGCCUCGCCACCAUGCUCAUCCUCUUCACCACGGCGCUGGAGCGCUGCCUGGCCCUGGGGCAGCCUUACUUCUACGAGCGCUUCUUCAGCCCCCGCACGGGCUUGGUUGCUCUACCUGCCAUCUACACCUUCUCUGCCACCUUCUGCUCCUUACCUCUGAUGGGCUUCGGGCGCUACGUCCAGUAUGACCCCGGGACGUGGUGCUUCAUCCAGAUGCGCUUGGGUCCCCAAUGGUGCAACGGCAGCACGGAGGCCGCGGGGAUGAACAUCACCUUCUCGCUGCUCUAUGCCACGCUGCUCCUCUUCCUCAUCCUGGCUGUGCUGCUCUGCAACCUCAGUGUGAUCGUGAACCUGGCCCGCAUGCACCGCCGCGGGCAGAGGACACGACGCCUGGCCAUGCUGGAGCAGCCCCGGGUGGCCACUGGCUGUGGCCGACGCAUGAUCUCCAUGGCUGAGGAGAUUGAUCAUCUCCUGCUCCUCUCCAUCAUGACCAUCACCUUCGUCAUCUGCUCCCUGCCCUUCACGAUCCAUGCCUACGUGAACAAGUACAGUGAGGAAGAGUACAGCAAGUGGGACCUCCUCGUCCUGAGGUUUCUCUCCAUUAAUUCCAUCGUUGACCCUUGGGUCUUCACCAUCCUGAGGCCUCCAGUCCUGCGGCUCAUGCGCUUGGUGCUGUGCUGCCAGUUGACCUCCAGGAACACGGACACCAGGACUUCAUCCCCUGCAAAGACAAAACUGGCAGCACAGCUGGACCCCUGUGGGCAGUAG
Molecule: messenger RNA, 945 nt
Organism: Acanthisitta chloris (rifleman)
Lineage: Eukaryota; Metazoa; Chordata; Aves; Passeriformes; Acanthisittidae
Gene: PTGER2
Product: prostaglandin E receptor 2 (subtype EP2), 53kDa
Exons: 2
Biological process (GO): cellular response to prostaglandin E stimulus; positive regulation of cytosolic calcium ion concentration; inflammatory response
Cellular component (GO): plasma membrane
Molecular function (GO): prostaglandin E receptor activity; thromboxane receptor activity
Source: RefSeq, a predicted model, not a curated record